CCUUCCUUCCGAGGUACAAAAGGGGUCAAUCACAAUGAAAAAGCCACGCAAACCACAGCGACCGAACAAACAACAUGUAUGAUUUCACAAGCCGCCCGCUGAAACCAAAGCCUUUUGCCCUGUCGUCAGGGGCGAGGUUUCAUCAACCUCAGUACCUCACCCUCCUCUCCCGGAGAGCCUCUCGCCUCCGCUCCGCUCCUCUGCCCUGCCCUGCCCUUCCCCGCCACACCAACCAAGGCGCCAAAAAUAAACGCCGCGCCACUGCGUGGCGAGGGAGCCUGUCACAUUGCUUGCCGCUGCGCCCUGCCGCCUCGUCUUCGCGGAGGCCUCGUCGCGCGACGAUAUGGAGCUCGCCGAGGCGCCGGCGCCCGUGCCCGACGAGGACGGGCUGGACGAACGCGGCGUGGCGCUGCACCUCCCGAGGCUGCUGGCCGGCGUCGUCUCCGGCGCCCUCACUGGCAUCUUCGCUCUCGCUGGAGCUCUGACCGGGGCAGUCACCGGCGCGGUGGCGGGCAGGGCUUCCGACAGCGGCGGCGUCCUGCGGGGAGCUGGACUGGGGGCGGUCGCCGGAGCUGUCCUCUCCAUUGAGGUCCUUGAGGCUUCUCGCGCUUACUGGUGCUCGUCGGACCGGCUGGGCUCGCACGGCGGAGCAUCGUCCAUGGCUGAUUUCAUUGAGCAGCUUCUUCGUGCCCGGUUUGUGCAAGAGCAAUUUACUGCUUCAGGAUAUGCAUCAUAUCGCUGGCAGCUCAGCAUAUCAUAUUUUGGUCAGGAUGACCUAUACGACAUCUUUGGGGACAUUUCAUCUGAAGGGCUCUCGCAAGAGUCACUGAAGAAACUACCACAUCAUGUGGUCAGUGACCACCAGACGCGGGACUUACUCGGCGAAAUCCUGUGUUGUCCUAUCUGUCUACAGGUACGGUCUGAGCAAGCGCGAUCCUACCACUACAGAGUAACUGUCAAAGAAACCUUCUGCCACAAUGCAUGUAUACAGUAUGCACUUUGUUUACGUUCAAAUAAGAGAGAGAAAACUAUAUGCUAAAAAGUAAGUAAUCAGCAAUUUUCUAGGCUACAACUGGUUUCUUCAAAAAUGGUUUCCGAGCGAGAUAGUAGAUGAGACCAUGAAUGCAAGUCCAGGCGCACGCAAUGGUUGGACAACGAGACAAUGAAUGCAUGGUUGGAGUGCAAUCAGAGAUUUCAUACCGAAAUUUGUUUGCUACUAAAUGCAGCGUCUGGCCUUGGCUGGCACCUUUUUUCUUCUUCUUCUUCUUAUUAUUAUUAUCAACGCCGACGGCCGACCUAAUGGCUAGCGUCCUUCGUCUUGCCGCAGGACAUUGUGGCCGGUGAGACAGCGAGGAGGCUGCCCGGCUGCUCUCACGCCUUCCACCAGCCUUGCGUGGACAGAUGGCUCGUCGGCCAUGGCUCGUGCCCCGUCUGCAGGCAACGCGUGUAAAAGAUAUAUAGGCGACCUGUGUCUGUGUACGUAGAUAGACGUGGAGUGAAGAGAAACGACCGUGCGCAUCUGGCAAUCUCACUUCGUUUCUUGCACCCCGGUUCCAACAUGUAAUGGCAAUGGAAUAAGAUUGCUGUCGGAGCAGUUCCUGUUUCUGUAGAA
Messenger RNA from Zea mays, 1612 nucleotides. Its product is annotated as goliath 1. The coding region runs from base 344 to 1039 and encodes 231 amino acids. Lineage: Eukaryota; Viridiplantae; Streptophyta; Magnoliopsida; Poales; Poaceae. The transcript has 4 exons. The record is from RefSeq and is a predicted model, not a curated record.